AUCACGUGAUCGUUAUUGUCGCUCAACCACUUACUUGAACCGGGUGUUUCGAGCUGUUUCGAACCUUUACAAUUUUGUUCCUAUUGCUGCAUUCGCUGCAUAAUUUAACAUAAUCUAAAACUAAUCAAAAAGAUUCUAAACAUUCAUAAGCUUCAUGUAAAUACGAAUCAGAAUUGAAUCGUAUUAUGGCAAAAGGAGGUUAUAACGCAUAAUUACAAAUAUCUUUUUUUUACAAAUAUUUCCUUCUCGAUCUACGACUGUGUAGAAUAGAAAAAAUCACAGAAAGCGAUAUUGUAAGUGACCUAUUACGUACAACUCAGAGAGAGAUUUCAUUGCGUUAUUGUUCGCCAAAAUGUCCGACUCAAGCUCUAAACGAAAACGAAGUUUCGUACAUAAAUUUUUUAAGAAAUACAACGAAACUUCAGUACAAUGUACCUUGUGUCUAAAGGUAUACAAAAAUCACGGAAAUACGACUAAUAUGACUAGCCACCUACGGCGAAUUCAUCCAGGACACAUUGAUUCUGAAGAUAGUUCUGCACAAAAAAAAAUUUGUGAUACGCCAACAUCUAUCAAUCAAGAAUCUGAAGACGAUCCUACACCGGUUGAACCUAAUUCGCCUUCACCAUCAACCUCGACAAGUACACAAUCUAGACGAUCAAGAUCAUGUACCCCAUUGUGUAUAUCAGAAGAAGAAAUCCCUGCCUUAAUUCGCUCAACAUCGCCAUCCAUCAUCGCUCAAAAGCAGCCAUCCAUCAUCAAAGCAUUCCACAAAAUGAAAACAUACAUUGAUGGUGGUAGUAUGGCAUUUAAAAUUACGAACGCCAUCCUGUAUAUGAUAGCAGUAGACAGACAACCAUUCUCGAUAGUCGAAGACAAAGGAUUUAGAAGCCUUUUAAGUAUCGUGGCACCUCUAUAUACUGUGCCGUGUCGUAAAACUAUUACAAAGCGGAUGGAUGAAAAAUAUCUGGACAGAGCCGUUCAAUACUAGAAGUUAUAUUGGUGUCACUGCACACUACAUCAAUUACGAAGCUAUGCAAUUGGAGAACC
Messenger RNA from Wasmannia auropunctata (little fire ant), 1047 nucleotides. RefSeq lists its product as uncharacterized. The record is from RefSeq and is a predicted model, not a curated record. Bases 353 to 988 code for a protein of 211 amino acids. Gene Ontology annotation, molecular function: DNA binding. The transcript is spliced from 4 exons. Lineage: Eukaryota; Metazoa; Arthropoda; Insecta; Hymenoptera; Formicidae.